Messenger RNA from Capronia epimyces CBS 606.96, 1029 nucleotides. RefSeq lists its product as uncharacterized. The record is from RefSeq and is a predicted model, not a curated record. Gene Ontology annotation, biological process: regulation of translational initiation. Bases 1 to 1029 code for a protein of 342 amino acids. Lineage: Eukaryota; Fungi; Ascomycota; Eurotiomycetes; Chaetothyriales; Herpotrichiellaceae. Gene Ontology annotation, molecular function: protein binding. The transcript has a single exon. Gene Ontology annotation, cellular component: cytoplasm.
AUGCCUUCGGACGAUGGCGCUGUAAGUUCCAACGCGGCUCUUGCUGAUGAGCUCGAAGCCCUGAACUCCAUCUACGAAGCGGAAACGCUUGUCCUCCAACACGACAGCUCCAGCGAGGCCACCGCGGUCCUGCGACUGCCCGACCUCCCAUUCUCUUUCCUGGUCACGUUUCCCUCCGACUAUCCCGAUGUCCCUCCAGCGAUCAUUGGUACCCAGUCGACCGGUGGAAGUGGACGCGGCGAGGGAGAAGCGGCGGUGACGGUUCUGCGAGACGUGCUCGCCCAAGUCUGGACGCUCGGUCAGGUUUGUCUGUUCGAUCUGGUGGAAGAGGCCGGGCCGAUACUCCAGCAGCAGCACGAACAGCACCACAGCGAGCGUCAGCAUCCCGAUCCUGACUUCAAUCAUGGCGCGGCUCAAAAUCACAGCCAAGAUGCUCCGAGCAGGUCCGCGUCCUCGCCUAGUCAGCAUAAAUCCCAUGAUUCCGGCCUGACCCUGAUUCCUGAUGCAGCAUCCUCAAACGUGCCUCCACCGGCGUGGACACUCUCCGAGCCUUUGACGGUCAACAAGUCGACGUUCAUCGCGCGCGCCUGUCCUGUCUCGUCGCUGCCUGAGGUGAUGGACUCGAUCUCUCACCUCCUGGCUACAAAUAAAAAGGUGGCGACGGCUACACAUAAUAUAACUGCGUGGAGGAUUCAGGGUGGUGCCGCCAACGCGACCGUCAACGCCAAUCCCAACUCACAGAAAGUGAACAACGCCACUCCCAACUCACAGAAAGUAAAUGCAGCGACUACAAUCCAAGACUGCGAUGACGACGGCGAGACCGCGGCAGGAGGGAGGGUGUUGCAUUUGAUGCAGUUGAUGGAUGUGUGGAAUGUCCUGGUGGUGGUGACGAGAUGGUAUGGAGGAGUCAAGUUGGGUCCGGACAGGUUUCACGCCAUCAGCUCGGUGGCCCGGGAGGCAUUGGUUAAGGGAGGGUUUGUUAAGGAGGAGGGUAAGAAGGCCAAGGGUAAGGGGAAAGGUAAGAAGUGA